GGCGGGGCUUCAAACGGAAGGUGGCUGUGGUCCGAGCCGAAGCAGGUUUGAAACUGGGGGUUGGGCCCGGCAGUCGUUGUCUGUCGCCGCGGCCCCGCUUCCGGGCUAGGCCGUCUCUGCCCGCCCCCGCCCCGCCUCCUUUCGGACCCCUCAGUCUCCGGCCCGGCUCCCGGUCUGACUCGCGCCCGGCCCGCAGCAGCUCGCUGUCGUCCCGGCCCGCACUGCGGCCCCGCCGCCGCCACCAUGUCCCUGCACGGCAAACGGAAGGAGAUCUACAAGUAUGAAGCGCCUUGGACCGUCUACGCCAUGAACUGGAGCGUGCGGCCCGACAAGCGCUUUCGCCUGGCGCUGGGCAGCUUCGUGGAGGAGUACAACAACAAGGUUCAGCUUGUUGGCUUAGAUGAAGAGAGUUCAGAGUUUAUUUGUCGAAACACUUUCGACCAUCCUUACCCCACCACAAAGCUCAUGUGGAUCCCAGACACAAAAGGUGUCUAUCCAGACCUACUGGCAACAAGUGGCGACUAUCUCCGUGUGUGGAGGGUUGGUGAAACAGAAACCCGGCUGGAAUGUUUGCUAAACAAUAACAAGAACUCCGAUUUCUGUGCUCCUCUGACCUCCUUUGACUGGAAUGAGGUGGAUCCUUAUCUGUUAGGUACCUCCAGCAUUGAUACGACUUGUACCAUCUGGGGGCUGGAGACAGGGCAGGUGUUGGGCCGAGUGAAUCUUGUGUCUGGUCAUGUGAAGACCCAGCUGAUCGCGCAUGACAAGGAGGUCUAUGAUAUUGCAUUUAGUCGGGCUGGGGGUGGCAGGGACAUGUUUGCCUCUGUGGGCGCUGAUGGCUCCGUGAGGAUGUUUGACCUCCGCCAUCUAGAACACAGCACCAUCAUUUAUGAAGACCCACAGCAUCACCCACUACUUCGGCUCUGCUGGAACAAGCAGGACCCGAAUUACCUGGCCACCAUGGCCAUGGAUGGAAUGGAGGUAGUGAUUCUGGAUGUCCGAGUUCCCUGCACACCUGUUGCCAGGUUAAACAACCACCGAGCAUGUGUCAAUGGCAUUGCUUGGGCCCCGCAUUCAUCCUGCCACAUCUGCACUGCAGCGGAUGAUCACCAGGCUCUCAUCUGGGACAUCCAGCAAAUGCCCCGGGCCAUCGAGGACCCUAUCCUGGCCUACACAGCCGAAGGAGAGAUCAACAACGUGCAGUGGGCAUCGACUCAGCCUGACUGGAUUGCCAUCUGCUACAACAACUGCCUGGAGAUACUCAGAGUGUAGCACUGGCGGCGCCUUGCCCACGUGGCAGGGGCUUGUGUGUUUCCUGCCUCUGCCCCGUCCCCAAAGUAAGAAGCAACGUGUUUCUGGUGGCCAGUAUGUCUUUCAUUGCUUUGCACCACUGUUACCAGAAGCUGCUCUAGGAGUUCCUGGCCAGUCAUCCCAUCGCUGUCUGUGCCAGACUCAGUGCUGUCGGCGCCUUCUCAGCCCAGGGCUGAGUUUUAAGAUGUUCUCUCCUUUCCUCUUCUCCUUUGGUUCCUCCAUUAAACUUUUCUAUAUAUUUGUUUGUCAGCUGUUGUGUUAAUGAGCAUUACAGGCACUGGCUGUGUUUGUAUUCAUCUGUCCCAGAUGUCUCUUCUCUGUCUGCUGCCUAAGGCAGCAAUCCGUGUCCAUGUCAUGUUAGCACUUAAGUGGGAACAAUACCAAUUUAGAGUUUUUUCCUCUUAUUAUCAAUGUCUUUAACAAAUUUCAACUUUGUAUAUUUUUUACCUAUCAGGCUAAUUUUUUUAUGAAAAGAAUUUUACUCUUCCUGGUUUCUGCCUUUGUUUCCUAGUCCACCCUCUUAGCACUUCCUCUCUCCCCUCAGUGCCUGGAUCUGGCACUGGGCCCUUGACCCCAUGAGCAGUUUGCCUUCUUGAAUCACUGAGUGCAGCAUACCUGACCAGGAGUCCCAAACCGCCCCGGUGCUCUGAAGUUGGCCAGCUCUCUCACCUUUUCUCAGCCUGCCUCUUCGCAAGGGCAUUCUGGGCUCCAAAACAGACAUGGGAAGCCUUCUGUUACUUCCUCAAGUACCUCUGUCCAACCCCGGUGGGACCUACUGGGAACGUGUUAGAGCUGAGAGAGACGGCAUGCCUGACUUGAAGGGAAUGGUUUCAGGAAAGCUGAGCUUAGAGUACAUUUCCAGCACACAGUUUCCUAGUCUGUUCUUCUCUCCAGAUGUGAGUCUCAGACCAUUUUCUUUCAUGGCUUGAACAAUGGACAAGCACAAUCUGUAAGCUGAUCUUUAUGAUCUCUGUUGGGUUAGUUUGCUGUGACUGGUGGUUGGCCACUCUUGGAGCGCCGUGGGGUGAGAGAGUCCUGCUUGAGAGGCACAUCAUCAGUGCAUCUGAUCCUGAACAAGGUCUCCUGUCCAGUGUGGGAGACCGUCAGCCCCUGGAAGGAGUGGACUAAUAGGCUGUGAUAAUCCCUGGCCGUCAAGUGAAUAGAUAGCUGCAGGCCAGCCAGUUUGUGCACACCUGUUACCUUCCCACCCCAUUCAGGUUCUGAGCAGUAUUGGACUUGCAGGCCGCAGUGUCUGUUUCCGUUAUGUGGGUGAGUUCCAUGGAGGGGGCUUGUGUGUGAUUCCAGUGGAAGAUGAGUCUUUGGGCAGGUGGAGUUUGGGACAUGCUCAGAGCCCGAGGGGACUUAGGUCUGUCGUGUUCUGCCACAGGUUUUUGAGCCCCUCUAAGUUGCGCAUGUGUUCAGUAGGAGAGUCGCAGACCUCAAGGCUGGUGGUUUUGUUUGCUUGGGCUCUCACGUGCGCUUGAGAAACAAAACAGUUUUGUUCUCCUGGGCCCUUAAACUCUUUUGGUCGAGUCCUUCUUUUCCAGAGCAGAUGUAUUUGUAUCCCUAAAGUCACGGCUCUUCGCUUUACUACACGGGGGCUCGUUCAAAAAAGGGGGCUCUUAGUGUAUUUCCCCUCCUUUUUCACUUUAUUAUUCUGGAUUUGGGCUCGUUAGCUUGCCAUCCAUUUGAGGUUGACUUUUCUGCAGUUGCUACCAGAUUUGCUCUGUGUCAUUUGGCAGCGUGAAGCGAGCAGUUCUUGGUCAGAACCCUCCUCUGUUUGCAAUUGUAUUUGCUGGUUCCAGGGUCCUUCUUAAGGGUAGCAAGUCUGAGUUGAUGGUUGCUUGCUUUAGGAGGCCAUCAUGUCCUUACCAUGGAAAAGGGCCUGAAGUGGAGGUCAGAGGUGAUAGGAGGGGCUGGGCCUGCUGGGGCACUGAGUUCUAAGUUAAGAUUCCUGAUCUGCACUUAAACGUGGUCUGAAUGGUGAGAGGAUUUGUCGACCGGAACUCAAAAACAAGGGAAAGAUAUUAGCCAAUAGUAAUUAGGAUAUGUUUGCAUAAUUUUGGUAUUUACUCUGGAAACCAACAACUUUUGGUGGUGGUUUUCCCUUGCCCUGUGGACUCCCUGCCCUCUCACCCCUCCCUAGGCCCUGCAAUGCAGUCCUCCUCCUGACAUCCCACCUGGGGCCCAGGUGAGACUCCCCAGUCUCCCUGAGCAAACACACACACACAGUCACAGUUGCUGAGAUGCUGGUAUUUUGAUCAGCUCUCUUGCCCUCCGUUUUUACCAGAGGCCAGAUGGCCCCAUGACUGAGGGGGGGAUUUCUGUAGUCUCAAGAUUUAGAAAGCCUCUUAGUCAGGCAUGCUCCAGGAAAUGGAGAUCUGUUGUAGUCUCAAAAGCGAGUGUCUAUUUAAUUGGUUUAGAUUUUCAAAUUGACACCAGGAGGGAAUGGGUGGGAGGCUCUGCAUCUGUUGUCCUCUGGUGUGAGAGGAGCAGCGGCCAGGACUUCCCUGGGAAGGCCAGGCAGCAGCGGCGUGUCUGGGCUCUGCUCUCCUGGUGGUGGCCCUUUGAUGUGCUCCUGCACCCUGGGCCGAGGCUGCUUCUGUUUUCCUUGUCUGAGGGGAGGGAGAGGUGCUGAAUAAAUUCGGCCUAAGGUACCACAUCAGAGAGUUGGUGAAUGGGUACAAGUCCUUCAAGGACUUGAGUGUUUACACCCAGAAGAGUUGGAACUCUCUCCUUCCAGGGAGGAAUGAGACAGCAAGUUGAGGACUUGAAGAGGGGAGAUACUUGAUAACUGGGUGAGAAUUUCUUAACAGAACGAGGAUCAGCUCUCAAAGAACUGGUUAAGAUUUGGAAAGAAACAGAAAAAAUUGAGACUCCUACGAGGUUUUGAUGAUAGUUUUGGCUGAAAUUUUCAGAGGAGAUUUAGGAUUUGGGAGAAAGUCAAUGGUAAGUGUUUCUUUAGAUCUAGGGAGAAAAUAUUAAAGGGCAGGAAAGGUCUGAGGUGGCCAUGGAAUGAGACUGUGCCCUCGGCUUGUGUCAGCCUUUCUGGGCCAUUCAUCGGGUAUGACCUGGGUAACUGGGGACAGGAGCCUCUUCCUGCAGUAGUGCAGCCAUAGGUGAUGUUUGGUGGCAGAAAUCUGUAGGUGUUGGGAGUCCCGUGACCAUUCCAAACCAUGGCUUUUCUUGGUUGUAGAUUUGUACAGAGCAGAGGAAGCAGAGGUUAUAACCAGUCAUGCCUACUUUUCUCCCCCUCCUUUUUCUUUUCUCUUCCUCUGGCCUUGCCACCAUGGAACUUUCUCCCUGCUGCAGCCUGGGCCUCGAAUUCUGAGGCUGUAAGAACAGUGGGAGCUGCAGGGUUUACCACACAUGGGAGGGGCAGCUCCGUGUGGUCCUGCCACCUUCCCCAGUUUGAGAAUAUGGCAGCUCCUUUGCCUCCUGGCUUGGAGUAAGGGAGACCAUCUACUUGAAUGGUCUUCCAUUCAAGACACUUCCCUUUACUCUGCACUCCAGGAUGAGGAAGGAGGGUCAUGCCUGGCACUUAGGUUGUGAUUUCCCAGGGAGGAGAGCUAAGCUGAGUAGUCACUGUGAACCCUGGACAAGGCUCUCUGUACUGGCUGGGCCAGCUGUCCAGAGUGUCUCAUGUUGCAGAGCCUUGCCCACCUCUCCCACCUGCACCCUUUUCUCCCACCAUUGUCAUUGCCGCUGGCACUCAAAGUCAAAGGUGUGGCUACACAGUAUGGGCCUGGUCCUCUCAGGCUACUUUGUGGAUAUUAUUUUUUUUAAGUAUGGAAACAUGCAGGUGCCUUCCCAGAGAGGCUUAGACUGGUAUAUCAAACCAGAAACAGCUAAGCUAGUGAAAGUAUGAACUCAAGAAGAAAGAUGUUGGCAGUCUGUGUAACAGCUGGAAAACUCACAAGGACCCACCUUGAGGACAACCCAGUGAAUAUGGACUUGUGGUGUCUGCUGUUUAAGAGAAAUGUUCUCACCUGGGGUUGGCUGUGGUAAUACAGUGUGUGACAAAACUUGGUGACCUAAAGCUUUGACUUGCUUGAGUUGAGAAUGAAUCACUUGCUUGGGUUUCUGUGUAUAUUAUGACCCUGUCAGUGACUCUCCCUCCCCCCCCCUCCCGCCCCAAGUGUGAACUUGUAGCAUGAUUGUACAAACCUCUAUGUAGAAAAUGGAGAUUUCUUAUUCUCUGAAAUGUUAAGCUCUAGCCAAUCAGUUUCUGCCCCCUUUAGCCUAGUAUGUCUGAACUUAAUUUCUUGUUACAUAUUUAAGCUUUUCCUCUAUACUGUAGGUUUUGUGACAUCCCAUGGUCAGGUGGAGAGGAAGCUGCCCCCUUGCAGAACUGUACUAUCACCAUUUUUCUUUUUAAAAUAUUACUAUCACAGGAUUGAUUGUACACAGGGCUUGUAAUAAAAUGUUAACACUGUGCUGUGAAACCACAAUGGUAAAUCUCCAUUGAAGGCUACUUCAAAGACACCUGAAAGUGGAGUGUUACAUCUAUGACUUUAUUUCUUGCUUCCUGAGUAUAUUAAACCUAAUUUUCACCCUUUCAUUCUGUUUCAGCCUCCUGUAUAAGAAGUACCGUAUUUUCUGCCCAUCAUACUUUGUAAUAAAACUUGAACAUGUAUAGACUGAA
Messenger RNA from Acinonyx jubatus (cheetah), 5956 nucleotides. It is a transcript of the gene DCAF7, whose product is annotated as DDB1 and CUL4 associated factor 7. Lineage: Eukaryota; Metazoa; Chordata; Mammalia; Carnivora; Felidae. The coding region runs from base 244 to 1272 and encodes 342 amino acids. Gene Ontology annotation, cellular component: nucleus. Gene Ontology annotation, molecular function: protein binding. The transcript has 7 exons. The record is from RefSeq and is a predicted model, not a curated record.